AUGCGGACCGUGGGUGGACAACAGAAGGCAGGCAAAACCAGCAAGGGCACGAGGCCUGGAGCGCACUGGAUGGGAGCGGUGGCAGAGCUCCCAGCCUGGAGCAGCCCGGGGACUGACUGCUACAAGUGGGUUCCCCGCAACACCCCUUUUGGGACCGGUGGGGGAGAUCACGGUCCACCCCUGGGAGUCCUCCCAGAUAGGGCAGCAACGAAAGGGAAAGCGUUCGGAGAGCCGAGAGACCCACCAAAGAUGGCGGAGACCACGCGGCCUGACGGCUGCCAUGCAACACAGCGGGGCUCCUUGAUCAGCCUGGAGAAAAUCCUCACGGACUUCUGGCUCAGAAAGGAGCUCAAGCCUCGACAGAGGACACCAACGAUGCCUGCCUCAAGCUGCACACCCUGCCACCCACCGCCCAACCCACAGCAAAGACCAGCAGCCCUCCAGCAGCCCAGAAAGGCGGGAAGGCGACGGAGAACAAAACUGCCAUCUUACCGGCACAGAACGGCGAAACUGAAAAUGUUGCUGAAACCAAGAGCUGGUACACCAAGAGCACCCUUCACCCUGUGA
This is a messenger RNA of Pelobates cultripes (western spadefoot toad), 567 nucleotides long. The record is from the annotation of a GenBank genome assembly. NCBI's taxonomy places the organism in Eukaryota, Metazoa, Chordata, Amphibia, Anura, Pelobatidae.